Messenger RNA from Bufo gargarizans (Asiatic toad), 3733 nucleotides. Its product is annotated as ribosomal protein S6 kinase alpha-5-like. The record is from RefSeq and is a predicted model, not a curated record. Gene Ontology annotation, molecular function: ATP binding; protein serine/threonine kinase activity; magnesium ion binding. Lineage: Eukaryota; Metazoa; Chordata; Amphibia; Anura; Bufonidae. Gene Ontology annotation, biological process: regulation of DNA-templated transcription; intracellular signal transduction; protein phosphorylation. The transcript has 17 exons. The coding region runs from base 149 to 2455 and encodes 768 amino acids.
CCAGUGCAGCGCACUACAGCCUGACGCUACAGGCCGACAGCGCGCACAGCCCUACAGGAAGUUCCCCAUCUCAGUGCUGUGCCAUCUUCCUCACUGCGCAGACCGGAGCCGGGAGCAGUCGUCCGAUCCAGGCCCCGCACAGCCGGACAUGGGAGAUCCGGGCAGUACACAGCCGCACACCGACACACCGAUACAAGUGAAUCUGACCGGAAAUGAAGACAAAGUUGGAAUGGAAGACUUUGAACUGCUGAAAAUUCUAGGCACUGGAGCAUAUGGGAAAGUUUUUCUUGUACGCAAAGUAACUGGGCCAGAUGCAAAGCGCCUUUAUGCUAUGAAGGUUCUGCGUAAAGCAGCCCUGGUUCAGAAAGAGAAAACAGCAGAACACACACGGACAGAGCGCACAGUACUAGAACAUGUAAGAGAGAGUCCAUUUCUUGUGACUCUUCACUACGCCUUCCAGACAGAUGCCAAACUCCACCUAAUACUAGAUUAUGUUAGUGGUGGAGAACUCUUCACUCACCUCUAUCAGCGGGAUAAUUUCUCUGAAGAUGCAGUACGGUUUUAUUCUGGAGAGGUUAUCCUGGCUCUUGAGCACUUGCACAAGCUGGGAAUUGUAUACAGAGACAUCAAGCUGGAGAACAUCUUAUUGGACAGUGAUGGUCAUGUGGUGCUGACUGACUUUGGCCUGAGCAAGGAGUUUGUAGCUGAAGAGUGUGAGCGCACAUACUCAUUCUGCGGCACAACUGAGUAUAUGGCACCAGAAAUCAUACGAGGGCAGGGGGGUCAUGGCAAGUCUGUGGACUGGUGGAGCUUAGGAAUCCUCAUUUAUGAACUACUGACAGGAGCUUCUCCAUUCACACUGGAAGGGGAAAAGAACUCGCAGAGUGAGGUGUCCAGGAGGAUUCUGAAGAUGGAGCCAAUAUACCCCUCCUCUUUAAGUUUGGUGGCUCGAGAUCUCCUUCAGAAGUUGCUCCGCAAGGACCCUAAAAAACGACUUGGGGCGGAGGGGGCCUCCCAAAUAAAAGAACACCCAUUUUAUCAGGGCCUGGACUGGGAAUUGCUGUCUCUCCGUAAAGUCACUCCUCCAUUCCGUCCCUCUAUUCGCAGUGAGACAGAUGUCAGUAAUUUUUCUGAUGAAUUUACAAGUCUUGAUCCAGUAUACUCACCUGCCGCUACUCCACCCUCUGGAGCUCGUAUAUUCCAGGGUUAUUCCUUUGUGGCACCUUCCGUCCUCUUUGGUGUAAAUGCAGUUAUGACAGAUAUGCCAGCUCCAUCUACUGACAAACCAUGUAGCCCUACACUGGUUCUUAGUGCAGCUAUGAAGGAUUCCCCCUUCUUUCAGCAGUAUGAGAUGGAUCUACAAGAGCCCGCACUAGGAUCUGGCAGUUUUUCAGUUUGCAGAAAGUGUAGACAUCGACAAAACAAGAAAGAGUAUGCUGUGAAAAUCCUGAGUAAGAGGAUGGAAGUGAACACUCAACGAGAAGUAGCAGCUCUGAAGCUAUGUCAGGGGCACCCAAACAUUGUGAAUCUUCAUGAUGUUCUUCAUGACCAGUAUCACUCAUAUCUUGUGAUGGAGCUCUUGGAUGGUGGGGAAUUACUGGAUCGAAUCAAGAAACACUCAUGCUUUAGUGAGGUAGAAGCAAGUGGUCUAAUGCGUAGUCUUGUGAGCGCUGUUGCACAUAUGCAUGAAGCUGGAGUGGUGCACAGAGAUCUUAAACCUGAGAAUCUUCUUCUUUCUUCUCCCGGUGAAGAUGCGGUUUUAAAGGUGAUAGACUUUGGAUUUGCUAGACUUCGUCCACCGGGAUCACGGCCCUUGCACACCCCUUGCUUUACAUUGCACUAUGCAGCCCCAGAACUGCUUUCUCGACAGGGUUAUGACGAGUCAUGUGAUUUAUGGAGCCUUGGGGUAAUCAUGUACACAAUGCUGUGUGGCCAGGUUCCCUUCCAGGGUGAAAGGGGUGGUUCUCCUCAGAGCCGUGCUGCUGACAUUAUUAACAAGAUCAAGGAAGGAGACUUUAUGAUGCAGGGUGAAAGCUGGGAUCAUGUGAGCGAUGAAGCAAAGGAGCUGGUAAAAGGUUUGCUGACUGUAGACCCAUCUUGUCGAUUGAGCCUUAGUGAACUGCAAGAAAGUGAGUGGCUGCGUGGUGGACGACCUCUCUCAUCCACUCCUCUCAUGACACCAGAUGUCCUGGAAUCUAGUGGGAUGGCCACAAAAACCUGUGUGCAUGCCACAUUCAUGGCAUUUAAUCGUGGUAAGCGUGAAGGAGUCUUCUUAAAGAGCGUGGAUAAUGCUCCUUUGGCUAAAAGACGCAAACUGAAGCAGAGCAGCACAGGAGGUGACAUUCGCAGUGGAUCCUCAUCUUCUUCUUCAUCAUCAUCCUCAUUUGCUACCACUGCAGCUCGAUCCCCCAAAUCCAGAGCACCCCCACAAAGUAAUAGGCCUGCAAAUGUAUAACUAUUUGCUUUAUUUUAAAUACAGUACAGGCCCUGUUAUCAUGUGCAAAAGGAGAGGACCAAAAAAGUAGAGUACCUUAUGUACACCAUUUUACAUGUAAUAGGUGUGUGGGCACCUAUCAUGUGCCGUAUUUCCAUCAGGUGUGAGGACAGUGUACAGAAUUCAGAGGAAUGGGCAGUAUUACUGCUCAGAGCAUUUGUAUAUCAAGUUUGUACAUAGAAAGGACAUUAAACACUAGCCAUUUUCCAAGUAUCAGUGAAUGUGAGUCUUCCCUCCCAGUCUGAAUGUACUAACGCAGUUAAGGAUUUAGGAGAGGGCAGUUAGGGUACAUGUCCUGGGCAACGUGCACUAGCAUUUACGGUUUAUUUUGCAGUGUUUAAAGUUGAUGUCAUUUAAUAUUUUUUCUUUAUAAUUAUAUAUAUAUAUAUAUAUGUAUGGGUAUGUGUGUGUAAUAUAAAUAUAUCUCAUAUAGAUAUAUAUAUAUAUAUAUAUAUAUAUAUAUCUAUAUGUGUGUGUUUUGUUAUUAACAGGCUUGUAUUCAAGCUUUUUAAGGACCUGGAGUGUUUGGAUACCAGAGAAUUUAGUGUGUGUAACAUGCGAGUUCUGUGUCUCUAUCCAUUGUAUGUAUGUAUGUGUGUGUGUGUGUGUAUAUGUAUAUGUGUAUAUAUAUAUAUAUAUAUAUAUAUAUAUAUAUCUAUAUAUAUAUAUAUAUAUAUAUAUCUCAAACUGUAUAUUGCCAAAAAACAUGACUGGAUCCUUGCAUAUGGAAGAAAUUGCUCAUUAGUAUUAUUUGAUAAAGAUUUAUCCUAAAAACAGGGCUGCAAAAGAGAAGCCUGAUAACCUGAAUUUGGUAGUCAAUACCACUUAAAAGGAGUUGUCCAAGUCAAAAAUGAAACAAAAGGUAGAAAUCAGAGAAGGUGUUGAAACAAUAAAAUGAGGUAUGCUCACCAGUACAAACCCCCUCCUGCGGUCAUCCCAGACAGGCUUUGUUUUCCUUAAUUGUAGCAUUGAUUUACCUGUAGAUUGCAAGUGACCACAGUGGCCUUUCAUAGUCCAGUGAUUGACUGCCGCAGUCAUAUACGGGAUGUCUUGCUGCAGAAAAUUCUGAAAUAACUACAGAUAUGGGAGAUUUUACAGGGUCACACGUAACUAAGGUAUCAUUUAUAGGUCAUACAGUGCUGCCCCUAAUUAUUCAUACCCCUGGCAAAUUUUGACUUAGUUACUUUUAUUCAACCAGCAAGUAUUUUAUUUAUUUGUUUAUGGGAAAUGACAUAGGUG